Messenger RNA from Populus euphratica (Euphrates poplar), 1253 nucleotides. RefSeq names its product NADH--cytochrome b5 reductase 1-like. The coding region runs from base 177 to 1013 and encodes 278 amino acids. Gene Ontology annotation, molecular function: cytochrome-b5 reductase activity, acting on NAD(P)H. Gene Ontology annotation, biological process: electron transport chain. NCBI's taxonomy places the organism in Eukaryota, Viridiplantae, Streptophyta, Magnoliopsida, Malpighiales, Salicaceae. The record is from RefSeq and is a predicted model, not a curated record. The transcript is spliced from 9 exons.
CUUAUCAUAUGUAGCAAGGACUUUGGAAAAUAUCUCAUGCACCCAUAUAAGUACCUCCAUGAGCCAGUCCUACCUGAAUCCACCAAACAGCCAAAAUUUUACUGAGAAGGGAAGAGAGAGGCAAAAACUUGUCCCUUUGAAGCAAAAACACUCUCUCUCUUCCUGUUGGAUCCAAAAUGGAAAUUUUUCAGUCUCAUAGAGUGGAAAUGAUAAGCAUUGCUGUGGCUCUUGUUGCCAUUGGUGCAGGCACUGCUUUUUAUUUCUACAUCACCAAGAAGCCUAAAGGUUGCUUGGACCCUGAAAAUUUCAAGGAAUAUAAACUUGUAAAGAGAACCGAACUGAGUCAUAAUGUGGCCAAGUUUAAAUUUGCUCUUCCCACACCGAAUUCAGUUUUGGGACUGCCAAUUGGACAACAUAUGAGUUGCAGGGGACAGGAUAGUGUCGGUGAAGAAGUUGUCAAGCCGUAUACCCCAACAACGUUGGAUUCUGAUAUUGGAUACUUUGAACUAGUUAUAAAGAUGUAUCCACAAGGUAGGAUGUCCCACCACUUCAGUGAAAUGCGCGAAGGUGAUUACUUGGCCGUGAAGGGGCCUAAGGGGCGUUUCAAGUAUCAACCUAACCAAGUGAGAGCAUUUGGAAUGAUUGCUGGGGGCACUGGAAUUACUCCCAUGUUCCAGGUAACUAGAGCCAUAUUAGAAAACCCAGAUGACAAAACGAAAAUACAUCUUAUUUAUGCCAAUGUCACAUAUGAGGACAUUCUUUUGAAGGAAGAGAUUGAUAAUCUGGCAAUCAUUUUUUCUAACCAAUUUAACGUCUACUAUGUUCUGAAUCAGCCUCCAGAAGGAUGGGAGGGUGGCAUGGGGUUCAUAUCCAAGGAAAUGAUUCAAUCCCACUGCCCGCCACCUGCACUUGAUGUUCAGAUUUUGAGGUGUGGACCUCCACCAAUGAACAAGGCCAUGGCAGCCCACCUUAAUGAUCUUGGAUAUACUGCUCAAAUGCAGUUCCAGUUUUGAGCCCGUCAUGAAGAUUCUUUCCCCCUUUCCCCUUUGGCUAAUCAAUCUCCAAGAAGAGGAUGCAUUAAUUAAUUUAGCUCUGUUACAUUUCAUGGGAAACUGGUUAGCUGACAUUCUUCACAUAAGUUGAAGAGAUCUAUAUUGAUCAUUUUCUGCUUAAAAUUUCAUCUGAAUUUCGCAUCGAAUGUACUCUAAAUUUACAGUAGUUUUCCUUUUUACAAUUGAAAUCACUCGUUAAUA